CCAGCCCUUUUAGCCUAGCCCUCGCCCUCGGGGCUCACGGCAGCGCCAGCCGUCGUCAGGAGUGCGCAUUCGUGUUAGCCUGAUAGCGCGCGACGAGCCAUCCACCGCUUCGGCGAGACAGAGCCGACCGAGGCAGUGGUAGAGCGAGAAACUGAGCCGCGCGGCGCGCACGUCAACGACGCAAGAAUGUUCGCCUGCUGCACGCCCAAGGCGACGCCGCGGCAGCGCACGGCCGCGACGAGCCCGCGGCGGCCAAGCACGGCGUCGCCGCCGCGGUCCGCUCCGCUCGAAGUCGAGGUAGCAGCCCCUAGGCCGGGCCUCUGGAGCUCGCAUCGCCAGCAGUCCAUCGCCGAGACGCCGCGCAACGAAGGGGGCUCGUGGCAGUGGAUCGACGUCGCCGAGUCGAAGACGCCGUCGCCGAGAAGACGCGACGAGUCGCCGGCGCCGUCGCCGGGCCCGUCGCACCGGUCGACCUCGACGUUUUUUAGUGGCGACGACGAGCUCGACGACACGAACUACUCGGGGAGGAUCGUGAGACGGUCCACCAGUAAGGGGGACGUCGAGCUCUACCAGCCGCGGAGCCCGAAGCCUGCACCGAAGAGCGCCGACGAGUCGGAGGCCGCCGGCGAUUUACGACGACUCAUGCUGCGGACGAGCGAGGACGACAUGGCCUUGUACUCCGAGGACGAGGACGAGGACGAAGCAAUUCGGAGGAGGAGCUGGGGCGUCAGCGCGUCCUGGGGCGACGAGAGCGUGGCGGACGUGGAGCGGGCGGAGCUGGACGGGACGAACUACGACGGGCGGCCCGUGACGUCGACCUCCUUCGCGGACGUCGGCGCGUUGGAAAGGACGACGGACCACCUGUCGGGCGUGGCGAACGGCAUGGGCGGCCUCUCGGCGCAGUUCGCGCGGGCGGCCGCCGCGAAGGCCCCGGAGCCCAUCAAUGACGACGAGGGUUUGGAUAAUUCGCUCCACGACAGCCGGUCCGGCGGCCAGCGGAUGGAUGAGAGGGGCUUCGCCCUACUCACGAGACGGUCGUCGAGCGUGCCGACGAUCGGCGGCGAGGCGCCGCCGCCGCGCGUGAACGGGCGGGUGCGGUUCGGCGAGCCGCUCGUGAAAGGGAUUGCGUGCUUCGAGCCGGCCUCGUCCAAAGAACGGGCGGCGACGUGGUACACGCGCGCCGAGUACCGUUCCAUCAGAGAUGCGGCGUGGUUCAUCGAGUCGUUAGAUGUUGUGCGGGAUUUGGGUGAUGACGCGCCCUCAGCACCGGCGACGGCCUUCGGCGAGAGCCGGCGGGGCUUGUGCGACGACGACACGACCAAAAAGCGCCUCGCGCGCAUCCGCGCCGUGCGCUUCGCCGUGGCAUCGGCGUCGCGGCACGGCCUGCCCGCGGACGUCGUCGCGCGCCUCGCAGCGACGCCGGACGCGGCUUUACAAGCGGUCGAGCACGCGCGCGAGGACCGCGAGGCCGCGCUGGCCUGCGACGAGGCCGAGGCGGAUCACGUUCCGGCCGAGCCGCCGCGCGUCGACCGCGCCGCGGUCAUGAAGCUGCUCCAGGACCACCGCGGCGCCUUCGGCAUCGCGCCGCUCGUGCGCAAGGACUCGUUCUCGCGGCUUGAAGACGCGGCGUCGCAGUCGCCGCCGCCAGAGGCAACCGCCGCCGCGGCCGCGGCGGCGCGGUACCGCCACGCGCUGCGCCUGUACUCGUCGACGCGCGCGCGGUCCGCGCCGGCCGAGCGCGGCUGACCAAUUUAUUUCCUACCUACUACGCCCGGUCUCGGGCGGUCUUUAAUUCGAAGUUUGUGUU
Molecule: messenger RNA, 1807 nt
Organism: Pelagomonas calceolata
Lineage: Eukaryota; Pelagophyceae; Pelagomonadales; Pelagomonadaceae
Source: the annotation of a GenBank genome assembly